GCCAUUUCUUUCCAAAUGAAGGACGACGAAGGAAACAACAUAGGCGAUAUGCUAAAGGAGCAUUUUACGAGGAAUCUCUGAGACUGUUUCCCCGAGAGCAGCGAGUCCAUUCGUGAUCGGCUUGUUACUAUCAUGGUUCUAAGACGGAAGAGAAUAUUAUAUAGGCGGUCCAGCUACGUUAUAAAUCCUAUAAACCCCCCUCAACCUGUCAUAAAGCCGAAAAUGGAAACACAAGUUUUUGUCACGCGACAAGAGACUCAAGAUGGAAGCUUUCCAAGUCAAGUCAUAAAGCCAGUAGCUGGACCAAGUAGAAUCAACUCGAUAGUCCAGAGCGCUACCACUUUGGCGCCGCAAAGCUUCCAGCAAGCAUCUGCGCCAUCAGUCGUCUCCCAUGUAAAAUCAGUGGACUUAGAAUAUCAUGAGGAAUUGGUCUUCCCUGCCCGUCCAGAAGUCCCGAAUAAUGGCCUGGCCGAAGUGACGUGUCCGUAUUGUCUCUAUGUGCUUUCUACUCUCGAGGUUGGCAACGAGGCAAGGUGGAGGAAACAUGUCCUUAGAGAUCCGGACGCCUUAGUUUGCCUCUUCGACCCAUGCGAUGAACCCAACGUUCUCUACAGACAUAGCAAAGAUUGGCUACUUCACAUGCGUAAAUACGCCAAACGAUGGCAUUGCCCAGCAAAGGUUUAUGGGAUCCAAUACUUCAAUAAUCGCGACGAAUAUGAUAUUCAUAUGAAAGAAAGUCAUCAAAAGCGUUAUACCAGCGCUCAACUUGACCUCCUUGCCGAGAGAGGCACGCGUCUUUUUGGGCCGCUAUUCGAUAUUUGCCCAUUGUGUGGCGGAAAGGACGCUUCCGACGACAACAGAAUUCAGGGGAACUUAAUGGACCAUAUCAUUGGCCAUCUGAGGUCACUUGCUCUUAAGUCUCUUCCGCCACAUUAUGACAAUGAUGACACAGCUUCAUACAAUAGCCGUAGUGACGAGUCCGUGGAAUCCCGCAGUACUGUGAAGAGUCUCCUCGACGGCUGCAGCACCUCAUUCUUGGAUUUAGCACCAUCGACUCUUAUCUCGCCUAAUGAUAAAUCUUUGCGCAAAUAUGAAGGGGAUGCGUUUGACUGGCGCUAAGUUCUAGAUGUGGUUGGAAUACCGCACGAAAACGAGCAGGAUCCCAUAAAAGAACACAUGGCCCAGUCUAGAC
Messenger RNA from Annulohypoxylon truncatum, 1192 nucleotides. RefSeq lists its product as uncharacterized. NCBI's taxonomy places the organism in Eukaryota, Fungi, Ascomycota, Sordariomycetes, Xylariales, Hypoxylaceae. Bases 133 to 1119 code for a protein of 328 amino acids. The record is from RefSeq and is a predicted model, not a curated record. The transcript is spliced from 2 exons.